Messenger RNA from Galleria mellonella (greater wax moth), 2232 nucleotides. RefSeq names its product T-box transcription factor mls-1-like (gene Doc1). Lineage: Eukaryota; Metazoa; Arthropoda; Insecta; Lepidoptera; Pyralidae. Gene Ontology annotation, cellular component: nucleus. The transcript is spliced from 5 exons. Gene Ontology annotation, biological process: cell fate specification; regulation of transcription by RNA polymerase II; positive regulation of DNA-templated transcription. Gene Ontology annotation, molecular function: DNA-binding transcription factor activity, RNA polymerase II-specific; RNA polymerase II cis-regulatory region sequence-specific DNA binding. The record is from RefSeq and is a predicted model, not a curated record. Bases 224 to 1324 code for a protein of 366 amino acids.
UUCAGUAUAAACGCAGCCGUCGUAUUAUCGUCACGUCAACACUUGCCUUAUUUCGUAUGUUCCUAAUUAUGAACUUUUUGUACGAGUGUAAAUGUAAAUUUUGUUUUGUCUGAAGUGUUUUUAUUUAAAUGCAGUACCCGUUCGGACUUGUAAAAAUGUUAUUGUGAAGUGACACUGACUGUGGUUCCAGUAUUUGUUUUGUGUGACUCUUCGUUUUGUUGGCAUGAUGAUGAUGGACCAAGCUCACUUUGGAGAAUAUUUGCUGAGACAACAGAUGUUACAUGCAGCGUCCCUUAGCGGAUUGCAGCAUCGCGUGGGCGCGGACGCUGAGCCGCCGGCGUGCGAGGCGAGACUACUCAAUGGAGAUCUGUGGCGGCGAUUCCACGAUAUUGGUACUGAGAUGAUCAUCACCAAAGGAGGACGACGCAUGUUUCCAUCACUCCGGGUUUCGCUUGCCGGGUUGGACCCUCGUGAAGAGUACUGCGUUCUCCUUGAAAUGUCUCUGGUGGGACGCCGACGCUGGCGGUGGGCCGGGGGAGCGUGGGCAGCCGCUGGUGGCGCGGAACCCCAGUCACCAAGGAGGCUGAUGCUGCACCCCGACUCACCAGCUCCCGGACACCACUGGACUGCCAACCCAGUAUCAUUCAGUAAACUCAAGUUGACGAACAACACCAUGGAUGCACAAGGCCAUAUGGUUCUUACAUCAAUGCACAAAUACAGACCAAGAGUUUUAGUAGUACGAGCAAGAGACGCAGCCGCGCUGGCCUGGGGCGCGCCUCAUGCCUCCUUCUCAUUCCCGGAGACGGAAUUCAUAGCCGUCACUGCUUACCAGAAUGAUCGUAUCACCAAAUUGAAGAUUGACAACAAUCCCUUCGCCAAAGGUUUCCGUGCUUGUGGUCAGUCUAAAUGUAAAAGAAAGAGUGUAGAACCAGGGAACGACAGCACAGAGCAAACAUGUACAGAAUCAAGUGAAGCUAAGCGUCCGUGUUCCGACGCAGCGUCUUCUUGCUCCGAAGAAGGAAGUUUAAGAUCGUCAUCGCCGAGAUCACCGCCACUCGUUGAGUCUCCUGCACCAUUGGUCGCUUCUCCUGAAAAUAUUACCCCUCCUCCUGUUCCAUUGUAUCCCCCUGAAUUGCAAUACUUGAGUCCUCUUCAUAUGCCGAUGCCUUUAGGUCUUUGGCCAAACACUUCUGUACAUAAUGGGUUCGCAUGGGGACCGUCUUUACCACCACCACCCCGUGCACCUUCCCCACCCUCCGCUGCUCCGGCGCCUUGCCGACGUAUCAAGAGUUUCACGAUCAGCGCUCUACUUGGCGAAGGUUGACCUUUUUCAUUGAUUUAAUAGAAAUAAGGCUGAUAAAUAAGGACAGCUAAUUAUUUUGAAGUAUUAAAAGAAGACGAGGGACCAAAUUUAAUCUGCAAUAUGUUAAUCGCUCUAGAUAAGUUAAGAAAUUGUGCUUUCAAAAUUUUGUGUUUUAAAAAUUGUUACGUCCUUCUUUUAUGUACCACUAGUACCUAUAUCCUGUUGGAAUAGACUAAAUGAAAAUGUAAACAAAUGAAUAGUUAGCUACGACCAUUGACAGUAUUUUGAUGUCCAGUAAUAUAAAUAAAAAAUCAAUUAAGCAAUAACAUGUUUCAAUUCGUUAUUGUUUUCAUUUGGAGAAUAUUUCUGGAUGAAUGGUUAAUUUCAACAUUUGGUUAUAUUUUCAUUAAUUCUAUUGGAAGAGUCUAUACAUAUCUUUACCACAAAAUACUUGCCAAUUAAUAUAAAAUUUAAAAGUAGCAAUUAUUUGUAAAGAUGAUUUUAUGAAUACCAAUUCUUAUUUUAUAAUAUUAUUGUCUUUAUUACAUUAACUACCUCGUAGUAUUACUUAAAUAUAUUGUACUUGGAAUUUAUGCUAUUGUGAUAACCGUGCCUUAUCUGAAGCAAAUGAAAUAAUAUUAUUAUGCUUAGUACUUAUUAUAAUGUUAAUAUUGCAUAUUACUAUAUGAAGUAGUUCAUAAGUUUGUCAAAAGAUCUUUAUUUAAAGUGCUUAAUGUUAAAAGGUAAAUUUUUUAUUAUGAAAUAUUUAAGUUCUAUACGUAAGAUAAUUUACAUAAGCAACAAAUAAAUAAUUGUCUAUUGUUUAUAUCGAUUACGAUUAGUGUAUAUAAUAAAAUCAAUGUAAAUAUGUAAAUAUCUUGUAUUUACCUGUCAAAGUCAACUUUUAUAAAGUAAAUAUAUUAUUUUUC